GCUUGGCCCAUCGCUCCCUUCUCUGUGCAUUCCACUUCUUCAUCACCAUCCCUCGCCGUCGCCUACGAUGGCGCCCAAUUCAACAGGCGACGACGUGGCUAAACAGCAUUUGCUGCCACCACCACCAGCCACGUUUCCCCACUCUCUGCCUCCUCCCGUGCUGCGCCUCCUCUCCCUCUCUUCACCAUGGGUCAAUGUCCUUCACUCCUUCAUCCACCUAGCGACAUGGACGCAGCCAGAGGGUGGAGGCACGCAUUCUGUUCUGCUGCUACUGGGCUGGACUUUUCUCUGCCUCUUUGCCUAUCCCGUGCUGAGAUAUGCGCCUCAGCUGCUGGUGCUGGGACUCGUGUUGGGGACCGCAGUCCCAAACGUCCUCCUUCGACGACAAGGCGCUCGCGGGCCAAACGCAAGUGCUGUUGCUCAGGCUACGCUCACCCAGAAGCAGACGGAUGAGUUGCUGCAGAAGCUGUCAGAUAUUCUCGACGUCACCUCGACGCUACACGCGCGCAUCGUCCUGCCCGUAUGGCAGGCGCUCACCUGGCAACAUCCGCAGGGACACGGGAUUACAAUCGGCGCAGCCAUCAUGGCCACGACGCUAGGCACAGUGUGGACGCUCUGCUUUGCAGAUUGGCCAGCUGCGUGGUCCAAGAUGGUCGUCUUGGUACCCUUUGGCCCCGCUUGGUCCUACUUCAAGUCGAGCACCACCACUGCGGGUCGAGUCGCCAAGCUGCACCUGUACGACGCCUAUCUCAAGACUUCAGUCGAAGCUAAGCUUGCAAGCUGGCCGAUUCUUGCGGAUCUCCAACGCCACAUCAUCCGCGCCAACGCUUGGCUGCUUCCUCGCCUCCCCACGCCAGCGAGCACGGCAUUGGCUCUGCCCUAUCUACCACCCUUCCCACUCUUCUCCCUCAACCUCUCCAACGCCGUCCUCGCCAUCGGACUCGUAGCCUUCAGCUGGUGCUCCACGUAUGCCACUCUCGUGCGUCACGCUCUGUGGAAGAGCGCCACAAUCCGCCGUAUUACUCGCGGCGCCGUCAGGCUCACCUCUUUUGGCUACCUCGGCGGACCAAGCGCUGCAGGCUUCUAUCGUGUUGGUGGUUCGCAGCUCUCUGCGGCUUCUCUUGCCGCCAACUCUCGCUCAGAGAAGGCCAUGUCGACCUCUUCUUCCUCCGCUUCGGACUCGCCUCGCGUCAACACUGUCCCAUACCGCUUCGAGCUUUACGAAAAUCAACGCUGGUGGAUGGGACUCGACUGGACCGCCGCUCUUCUCCCGCAAGAAAGGGCCUCCUGGACUGACAGCACCCUCUCCCCUGUCUCACCGCCCGCGAGCUUCACUCUGCCCAACGAAAGUGUCACCUGGCGGCCCAAGCCGACAAAGGAAAAGCCAAACGCCUGGGAGAAGCGCGUCAUCCGGUGGAGAUGGGAGGAGGAAGAAUGGCGCGUCGUUGUCAAUGUCGGCGGCGGGCUCGGGACUGGCAAGGGAGAGACUCCCUCUGCCGUAGGGAGGCGAGCCAGUGAGAGUGGAGCAACAGCAGGAUCGCCGUCAACGCCUACGCGCAGGGGAAGCGGUACCUCCAAUGGCGGAUCCACCCUCUUCUCCUCUUUCACAUCACGCAACACUCCCUCCUCUGUCAUUGAAGAGACCGAAGAUGAGGACAACGCUGCGCCUCAGACCCCGGGCGACUCGUCGGCCGUCUCGGAGGACACGUCUCUGCCCACGGACGCCUCGGGCUGGAGGUACGGUGACAACGGAUGGGAGAAGAUGACGAACAAGGUCGGGCUGGGCAAGUACACGCGCAGGAGGAAGUGGGUCAGGAGGGCUAGGAUGGAGGAGAUCGUCUUCAGUGGAGUGGAGAAGCCGCAAGAGGGUCCUGCAGACGGCGAGAAGGAGGAGAGUCGAAGAAUGGAGGCUUCAUCGAAGCCGUUCAAUGGCGGCUUGUCUACGGCCCCAUCGUCUACUCGACCUCUGUCCGAGUCGACCGUCGCGGGGGAGGCGGCAAGCUCCGAUGAUCCUGCAGCGUCUGCGGCAAAGAACACGCAGGUGGACGCUGAUGCGCCCGCAUCGCCGCCAGCAUCACCCUUGCCGGCCGGUGGGAGUAGGGGCGACCUCAAGAGCAGAUUGGCGAGCGCGGCGGGCGGCAAUGGUGGAACGUGAGCGUGGUCAAGGGACUAUUGGGAAAGUGCAGUGUAGCAUCGCAGAAUGAACCAGGCCAAGCAUCUGAAUCACGAGAGAGUCAAAGACGCACAUCGCUUUUGCAUUCAGCGUCUCUCGGCGCACUCAGACACCCCACCCACAGCCUUUC
Molecule: messenger RNA, 2303 nt
Organism: Jaminaea rosea
Lineage: Eukaryota; Fungi; Basidiomycota; Exobasidiomycetes; Microstromatales
Exons: 1
Coding region: 68-2155 (695 amino acids)
Biological process (GO): peroxisome organization
Cellular component (GO): peroxisomal membrane
Source: RefSeq, a predicted model, not a curated record